This is a messenger RNA of Phytophthora sojae, 4599 nucleotides long. RefSeq lists its product as hypothetical. Bases 1 to 4599 code for a protein of 1532 amino acids. Lineage: Eukaryota; Oomycota; Peronosporomycetes; Peronosporales; Peronosporaceae. Gene Ontology annotation, molecular function: calcium ion binding; cysteine-type deubiquitinase activity. The record is from RefSeq and is a predicted model, not a curated record. The transcript has a single exon. Gene Ontology annotation, biological process: protein deubiquitination.
AUGCGCUCCGCUCCGUCGACGGCCUCCCCGCGCGGCGGCUCGCUGCGCCGCUUCUUCUCUCGUCGGCGGCGUCGCGGCGCGUCCGCGCGUGCCGCUGCGCCGCUCGGAGCCGCCGCGCAGCAGUCACAAGCGCGUCGCACGCGGUUGCUGGACUCGUGGAGCCUCCCGGAGCUCUUCGCGCUGCGCGAGCUGGUGCACGUCGCCGUGAACAAGACGCCCAUCGCCCCUGACGUGCAGCAGGACCCGCCGCCGGUGGAGCGCUCCACGCGCGGCCACGAGGCGGCGCGCGCGGGCGCCAGCAGCUCCGCCAGCUCCAGCACGACGGCCACGUCCGCGACGCCGCCGUCACUCGCCAGCUUCGAGGAGUUCAAGCGGCAGCAGGCACAGCAGACGCGCGUGGACGCAGCGCUGGAGCGCGGCAAGCGCUUCUACUUCAGCCGGCGCGCGGACUCGAGGCUGAAGCUGAGCAGCCGACGGCACUUCGUGCGGCUCUUCCCGCUGCUGGAGCGCGCGUCCAGGGCGGCGCAGCGCACGCUGUUCCGCGCCUUCGACUGCGACGACUCGGGCAAGAUCGAGUUCGACGAGCUGUGCGAGAUGCUGGCCAGGGUGCGCCAGGCCAGGGGCUCGUCCGUGCGCGAGAUGGCGGAGCUCGCCUUCUCCUGGUUCCAAGGAGACCGCAGCGACGGCGUGCUCACUCACGCGGACGUGAAGCUGCUGGCCGUGACCGUCACGGAACUUGGUGGAGAGAGCAAGCUGCAGACAGAGCACGGCUACGACCUGGUGGCGUCGCUGACCAAGCUGGUGCUCGGACACGGACAACACCAAGUGAACAAACAGACUUUCUGCAAAGAGAUGGACUGCGCGCUGGGCGCGCAUGUGCUGCACGUGCUGUUGGCGCCUUUCGGCGUGGUGAAGGCGCUGCUGGACGAGGAGACGGUACUGCAGGAGGUGGAGAGUACGCAGUGGAAAUCUGGAGACACGGCGUACGUGGUGUCGAGUAGCUGGUGGACGCAGUGGAGGAAGUACGUGCAGCCUGAUCAAUGCAAGCGCAAUUCGCAGCAACCGAACCAGGUGAACGGGAGUCAACAGGAGCAACACGCUGGCGAGCAGCAGCCUCAGGAGCGGAAUGCACCACAGCAGCAGCACGUUGCGGAGUGCCAUCCUCGACCUGGACCUAUCGACAACAGCGACAUAACUGCAAACGAGCAGUUGGGGACUUUGAGACCGGGAAUUGCGGAAGGCAGGGACUAUGUGCUAGUGUCAGUUAGCGUCUGGAAACGACUUGUGCAGGCCUAUGGCUGCGGACCUGAGUAUCCGCGACAAAUUAUCGAGGUGUUGGAUGAACAGCAGCAGGAGAUGCCGACCAGAGAGGAUGAGAAAAUUUCCGAGUCGACAGGGGUCACAUUGGUGCUGAAGUCAAGCGACGGUCAACGGCAGCAACGGAUUCGAGUGGAGUUGUAUCCCGUGGCCUUGCAGGUUCGGUUAGCACGACACGACUCAAGACACGUGUAUCUGGUGUACGCUCGACGAUUCCUCCUGCCUCGUGACUCAACUUUGAAGGAGAUCGUGUGUCGAAUGGGAGUGUUUCCUGGUGUGAAUGCGAGGGAGGUGACGCUUUGGCUGCGCAGACAUCGUCUCCAGUCAUGGGUACGGCUUGAAUGCAGUUUGGAAGCCCCGCACGCUACGCUGAGAGGACUGCAGAUCACAAGUGCACAGGAGCUGCUUGUGGAUUUCAGAGCGCUGGAGAUUGACGAUGAUCCUCAGAGUAUCGCACAACAACGGCGGCGAAGUAGUUUGGCGAACAUGCGUGCCCCUUUCAAUGUGGCAAUGCUUCAACCUGUGGGGAAUGACUUUGUCUGCUGUCCAAGUUUGAGUCUCGCUAAGUUUGCCAGAACUGGUGACUGGAAGGUUCUGCGUGAGAGUAUGGCUGCUGAACAGGAAGCUGCUGCCAGUGCCUCCUUAGUCUCGGCGCAUGUGGGUCCGGGCGGUGUACUCGUUGGUCUCACCAAGCACAUGGAAGUUUCGACGCAAAAAUCUCGCGGGAGGCUGGUUGCUCACGUUGGGUUGCGUGCCACCGGACUGAUCAACAUGGGGAACACAUGCUUCAUGAACAGUGCACUGCAAUGCUUCGUCCACUCACCAGUUUUCCGGGAGUACUUCUUGUCCAACAGAUUUGAGGCAGAAGUCAACAAGAGGAAUCAUCUUGGAAGUCGUGGUGCAGUUGCCGCAGCGUAUGCACAGCUGCAAAGCUCCCUUUGGCGCGAACGCGACCAGGGCCAUCUGCUUCCUGGAAGGUUUCGAGACGAGUUUACCCGUGUUCGUCGGCACUUUGAGGAGACGCGUCAAUAUGACGCGCAUGAAUUCAUGGUUGCGCUUCUCGAUUGUCUUCAUGAAGACCUGAAUCAAGGAUGUCGCAUGAUUGCAGCAUCAGCGGACGCUGCAAUUCAAGACAGAAGCUCGAAAUGUCUGGGAUUCGGAAGUUUUAUUGGCAACGAUGAUCUCGAGCAUGAGGAGGAAGACCUUCAUACUCAUCACGGCCCUGCCGAAACUUCUUCAGAUGAAGCUCAGGGAGACGCAGCUUGGCGUGAGUAUACUGGCGUGAACUCCUCGGUAGUGGUGGACUUGUUUCAUGGACAGAUGCGAACUGAGACCGUAUGCGGCACGUGUGGCGAGCGAAAGUGCACGUUUGACCCAAACCUGUUCUUCAGUCUACCCAUUCCAGAGUCAAACUUUGUUCGCGUGGAAGUGAGCGUGUUACUGCAAGCGCGAAAGCUGCCGAACAACGACGAAAUUGAGGACGAUGCCGAUACCGCCGUCCAAGCUGUGCAACGUGGAUUUUGGCUGCGGCGUGGAAGCAAUGUCGGUGCUUUUUGUGAUCGCAUUGCUGCAGUACACGGUCGCGCUAGCGGAAAUCGCUUCUUGCUUGUGGAGAUACGUCGAAAUCGUAUCAAGCGAAUUGUUGAGGGAGACGAAGUGGUGGACAAACUGGCAAUCGCGGCCGCUGGUUCUCUUGCUGCUUAUGAGCGUGCGUGGACGCUGUCAGAGAUUCCUAUCGUUCCAGCAGCUCUAUCUGAGCUUUUUCGUGCUCACGGUAUUGACAGCACUGACAGUGGGAAGAGCGUCAUUGUCCCCGAGGGGGUUAGGAACUUUUCCGAUCUACGGGUGGGGUCGCGUGUCGAUGCCAGGGAUAACCACAAUGAUUGGCAUCCUGGUACGGUGAUCGAACUCGGCGGCGAUGAACCUGAACGAGAGGAUGCUCACCACAAGGUGGUUGAUAAACAUUCCCACCAGCGUGUUCGCGUCCACUUCGAUGCAUUCAGCAGCAAAUGGGACAAGUGGUUUACCGGACGUGACUGGAAGUCAAAACGUUUGCAGCCGCUGCAUACCCGCACAUCCAAGGCGACGGAGGUGUUUGAGGUGCAAGUUGUGCAUCGAUUUUGUUCCCAGCCUUCAUCGUCUACAUCAGAAGCCGGGCAAACAAGCGGUGAUGAUCACUCGUUCACGGGUGAUCUCCCGAGUUCGCAGAAGUUCAGCAACUCUGGGACGCUGGAACGGUUAUCCUUGAACGUCUUUGGCCUACCGCUGUUUGUGACUAUUGCAUCUGACAAGACAGCGCAAGAUAUGCACCAGGCACUUCUACUACAGACAGCUCGCUUCUGGCGGGGUUUCAACGGCGACGAGACUUCUGUUGGCAAUAACCAGCACGAAGACUCGGAUCAUUUGACGCUACCAUACGAGGUCCGAGUGGUGAAUUUGGAAGAUUUGACGACUGAGCGCGGCGAGCUGUUGCCUUUUGACUCAAGUGCACUGCUGCAGCACUUCUCCACGCGUAGUGUUCUAGCCCUUGACUGGUUCGACAAUCGCGAAUAUUCAAGUCUUGAAAUGCGAGCACCGGAUGACGUACCAGUUGAAGUGGUGGAGGCUGCCAAGACUGAUCAAGAUCUUCGUGCUGACCUCGACGCAGCAGCGACAGCUCUCGAGCAGAAGGCAACGGACUCGGAGGAAAAACAACCGCCGAUGGAUGAUGACGAUAGUCCACCGAUGUACGCGGUCCCAUUGACUAAGUGUAUGGACGCGUUGAUGCGCGAGGAAGCCAUCUCGUUAGAGGAUCACUGGGUAUGCGAGCGGUGUGGAGUGCCGCGCGAAGGUUCGCGGUUCUCGGCGAUUUGGCGUCUGCCUGACCUGGUAAUGGUGCAGCUCAAGCGUUUCCAGUACCUUGAGAACCAGCACAAGCAGAAGGUGCGAGCACUCGUCGACUUUCCCCUCAAAGGCCUGGACUUCUCUAAGUGGAUGGGCCACCAAGACGCUACCGGUUCAGCAGUGUAUGAUCUUUAUGCCGUCGCCAACCACGUUGGCGGCCUUACGCGUGGUCACUACACAGCUUACUGCCGAUAUGAUGCAGAUUUCCCAGAGAGCUCGGCGCUGUUCAAAGCGAACGAAGAGAACGGUGACGUCCAGUGCUCCGAUCUGUGGUUCCGCUUCGACGACGAGAAGGUCUCGGAAAUCGCCCCGGGCGAUGUCGUCACGGAUGCUGCCUAUGUGCUCUUUUAUAAGCGUCGCACGCUGUCACCCCACAAUGUACUUCGAUAUGCACUUUAG